AGUCUGGUAAUGGCGGAUUAAGUAAAAUUGUCUUUGAAAUAUUGGAGAUCUGCCGAAGUUGCUGUAGUUUCUGGCUGAAAUUUAUCCCUGUCCCUCUCGAUUGUUAUCUUUAAGAAUAUAUCAGCCACGGAUUUGAUGGCUGAACGUGAAGAAGACGUCUAUGAGAGAAAGGAAAGCAAGAAAGAUAAAGGGUAUGUGGCCUUUCGAUCUGACGAUGACAGCGUCGGCGAAGAAGAGGAAGAAGAGUCUAGGCCUAAAGGCAAGAAAGUGAAGAGAGAAAAGUCAAGAUCACUGGCUCUUCGCAUAAAACCUAAAAAGCAGAAGAAGGAGAAAGAAAACAAAGAAAAGGAAAAGGAUAAGAAAAAGAAGAAGAAAUCAGAAACACUCUCACCUCCUCAGGCACCAAGGAAGGCUGUGUUUGGAGUUCCUUUGGAAGUUGCAGUCAAACAAUCCAGGUUCCCAGAUGGAGUAGAACUGCCAAGAGUAUUCAGAGAGGGGAUCGUUUACAUUGAAGAAAAUUGUCUGGAAAUUGAAGGGAUUUACAGAGUAUCUGGAAUGAAGUCUAAAGUGGACACCUUAAAAGAACUGUAUGACCAAGGAAAGUCAGUGGAUCUCACAGAGUAUGAAGCUGAAGCUGUGACCAGCCUGAUCAAGCUGUACAUCAGAGAAUUACCUGAAAAUAUACUCACCUCUGCACUGCUUCCAAAGUUCAAUGAAAUAUCAGCUACACAAGAAAGAAAAGAUCAACUGGAGAAGGCCAAACUUCUGUUAGCAGAACUACCAGCAUGUAACAGGACCUUGUUGGCUUGGCUGUUCACUCAUAUGUCACAUGUUAUAGAAAAGUGGCCAAACAAGAGGCAGUUCUCUCUCAACUUCAUGAAGAUCUCAACAUGAAAACAGACAAUUUGCAGUUUGCAGGUCAAGAUGAAAUGCUCUGGGAAGUCCAACGGAAGGUGACCCUUCUCAAGAGAAAGCUUAGGAAUGCUAGGAAGAAAAUUCCACAAACCCCACAACCAGUGGAACACCAGAAAACUCAAGUUACUGUUGAGAAGUUAGAACAUCCUUUUGAAAAACCAGCAGAGGAUAAUGGGUUAAUUGCACUUUUAGAAGCCUCUGAAGCAGAACUUUUACUUGAGCAAGAAGAGUUGACUCUAAUUGGAAAUGAGCUAAGGACACGGAUUGAAAAUGAGAGGAAAGAGAUUGAAAGAUUGAGUAUGGAAUUGACAGCUGCUAUGGCUGUAAGGGAACAAGAUCCAGACUCCACUGCAGACAGAAGUUCAGAAUCAGAUUCAUCUGAUAGUGAAGUUGAAAAUGAGGAUGACCUUGAAAGAAUUUUGGCAGAGCUUAUUGCACAAAAUGCAGAACUGGAGCGUAAGAACACAGAACUCUGCCGUAAUAUUCAUGACGAAAGAGAAGUUUGUGUAGAGCUUCAGGUACAGAUCAAAAUUCUUGAAGCCAAGCAAGAGCAGCAGACAGAUCCUGAUCUCCAGGAUCAGAACACAGAAAUCAGCUCAAUCAACACUUCCAGCUCUACAGUAACUACAGUCUGAUAUAAAAGCAUGUACAGAUCUUGAUCUGUUUAAUGGAUUGGUUGGUUGGCCUUCAAAUGAGUGAUGAAAAACUAUCUGAGGACACAUCAGCAUCACACCACAGGCACACCAUGUAGCACCACUGACAGGCUAAGUACCAGGUUGUACCAUUACUCAGCCAGUUUUUGUCAUGUACUGGAUGUAAAAGCUGCACCUUAAGCCUCUAAUAAAUACUAUAGUAUUAGUUUUAUAAGGCGGUAAUGAUGAAAUGGCUUGAAUAACAGCCAGCAUAUCUGCUCAUAAAAUUGGUUAACUCAUUGCAAAUUUGAGGAUGCUCUGGACCCACAAUUCACUAUGAAUAGUUUUUACAACAUUUUGAAGUAAAUGAAUUCUGAUAUGCUAACUAUUCAUAAUUUUCCUUACCAGUAUAAUUGCGAAUCAAGAAUUUAUGUAAAAAUUGAAUUAACAAAUUCCUUGCUUGUUUGAUAUUUACUUUUUAUUAAUGAAAUUUUUGUUUGCAAUAUAAACUUUACUAAGUUAGUGGUAUACAAAGUUGCAUUUUUUAGUAUACAGUCACCACAUAGUUACAAUAUAAUACAACAGUUCUGUUUGCAUUAAUCUUUUACUCCCAAGACUGAUAAAUGAUACCUAAAUGUCUGAAAAUUAAUUGCUCUGGGAAAAAAAGAGGAAAUUCAAGAAUCCUGACAUGUAUGAUAUGUUGUCUCAAUAAAGAACAAAACAAAUUUUCUAGACUCUCAAACCAAAAGACAUAAUAUAGCACAUUGCAAUCUGCAAUAAAUUACAGGUAUCAAGAAGUCACAUAUCUUGAGAGUGAAAUGGUUCUCUAAUUGCUACAAAAAUACUUUGAAGUUUUCUUUGAUUUUUGUAACUUGGGUGCAUCAUUUAUUUACUUAAUUAACUUCCAAACUUCAUCUACCUUUUUACUGAAUCUUCCAAGAAUGUAAUAUUUUUCAUCAGUCACUUUCUUGGCUGUAAUUAGCAAGAUCCUGAUUUCUAAUUUUGUUUUUCAAGAACAGUGUAAAUUUAUGUAUAGAUUGUUUAAAAACUCAUUUCACACCUAAGUUUUAUAAAACAAUAGAAAAGUGCAGUAAGCCCUGUAAGCUCAAUCCUUCAACUCC
This is a messenger RNA of Pocillopora damicornis (cauliflower coral), 2668 nucleotides long. RefSeq names its product ralA-binding protein 1-A. Lineage: Eukaryota; Metazoa; Cnidaria; Anthozoa; Scleractinia; Pocilloporidae. Gene Ontology annotation, molecular function: small GTPase binding; GTPase activator activity. The record is from RefSeq and is a predicted model, not a curated record. Gene Ontology annotation, biological process: small GTPase-mediated signal transduction.